Neogale vison (American mink) is the source of this 1998-nucleotide messenger RNA. RefSeq names its product cytochrome c oxidase assembly protein COX11, mitochondrial. The transcript is spliced from 4 exons. Bases 76 to 903 code for a protein of 275 amino acids. Gene Ontology annotation, molecular function: copper ion binding. NCBI's taxonomy places the organism in Eukaryota, Metazoa, Chordata, Mammalia, Carnivora, Mustelidae. The record is from RefSeq and is a predicted model, not a curated record. Gene Ontology annotation, cellular component: mitochondrial inner membrane.
AGUUGUCGCGAGACUGGCCAGGCAUCGCGAGAUCUGUCUUCUCGUCUCCGAUGCCAGGAGCUCUUUCUGGGCGCUAUGGGAGGACUCUGGCGUGGGGCAUGGAGGCGCGUUGCCUUCUGUGGUUGGCGCUGGAGUCACCCUGGGUCCCCGACCAAGGUUGCCGAGAGCGCAGAACCGUUUCUCAGGCCGGGAAGGAGUGGGACAGGAAGUGCUAACAGGGGGCUGAGGCGGCUUGGGACAUGGAGGCGCCCGAACCCGGGCCCAGACCUGGCCCUGCAGCCGCCACGGCGGCCGAAGAGCACGAACCCUUUCACACGCGCGCAGGAGGAGGACUGGCGGCGUCGGAACAAGACGGUCCUCACGUACGUGGCCGCCGCCGCCGUGGGCAUGCUGGGGGCGUCGUACGCCGCCGUGCCCCUUUAUCGGCUCUAUUGCCAGACUACUGGUCUUGGAGGAUCAGCAGUAGCAGGUCAUGCAUCAGACCAGAUUGAAAACAUGGUGCCUGUUAAGGAUCGAAUUAUUAAAGUCACCUUUAAUGCAGAUGUGCAUGCAAGUCUCCAGUGGAAUUUUAGACCGCAGCAAACAGAAAUAUAUGUAGUGCCAGGAGAGACUGCACUGGCGUUUUAUAAAGCUAAGAAUCCUACAGACAAACCAGUAAUUGGAAUUUCUACAUACAAUGUUGUACCAUUUGAAGCUGGACAGUAUUUCAAUAAAAUACAGUGCUUCUGUUUUGAGGAACAAAGGCUUAAUCCACAAGAAGAAGUAGAUAUGCCAGUGUUUUUCUACAUUGAUCCUGAAUUUGCUGAAGAUCCAAGAAUGGUGAAUGUUGAUCUCAUCACUCUUUCCUACACUUUUUUUGAAGCAAAGGAGGGACAGCAGUUGCCAGUUCCAGGCUAUAAUUGAAGUCAGCACCUAAGUCCUGCUUCAGAUUUGUGAUUUUUGAAAAAUCAUGUAUCUACUCUUCUCAGGGGAGAAAUAUCGUACAGUAAUGUGAAGCUCUUUUAAAUAUUAUUUAAUGCUGUAUUUUUUUUUUCUCAACUAAUUUACCCUACUUAAAAUUGAAUGGUUUCUAUCAUAAGGAAUCCACAUGCCUAUUUGAAUGUAUGACUAUUCAGAGCCAUAGAGUAAUAUAAGUAAUACUAAAAGUAAUAUUGGUAAGUAAUAAUAAGAGAAACUCCUGUUUCUUAAAUAUGUAGGCAUGGACUUGAUGGUUCAGAUUAAUUCUAUUUGCUCCCCUUACAGAUUAUUAGCCCUUCAUACUUGUAGCAGUGAAUAUUUUUGUUAUUCCUAGGGUUAUCUGUUUUAGGCUCCAGGUCUUCUGCCCAUUUUUAUUAUUUCUAAAAUAGUCGGGUUACUGCUUUUUUCUUUUAUUGUGAAUAGUCACUACUUUAAAAGCUCACAAUGGAAGAAGAAUCACUGAGCCCUAACAGCUUGCCUAGAGGUAACAUACUGACUUCAGAUUUGACUGUUUGUCCUUUAGGCCCUAGGGCUAUUUUAUAUUCUGAAAUUCUGGCAUCAUGAAAUGAAAUAAAAUGCACAAAUAUAUUAACUAGGAUCAUAGCAUUUCCUUUGAUAGUUCAAGUCCCUGAAUGUUAAAAUAUAAGUGUGGAAUUGUGAAGACUCAUAUCAGAAGUUCUAUGAAUAAACUCUGUUAAAAGAAAAAAUGUAUUAAUUGUUUUAAUAGGAAUCUGCCAUUGUAAUUUAUGACAUAAAUGAAUGCACAAUUUAUUCUAAAUAUUUUCUAGUAGUGUUUGUUCCAAAUAGAGAUCAUCUAGUAUUACAAAGAAUUGUAUUUAAAGGCAACUUUAAUAAAGAGUCCAGUGACCUCUUCAAGGUAUCUGAAAUGUAAACUACAAUCAUGAGGGCUUUCACAAGUUACAAUUCUAAACAAGUAUUAUUUAUAAAAAGUACAAAUUGACUUUUACAUUCAACUUAGUUAAAUGAAGGCACUCAAUAGUCUUAAUUAUUUUGUAAUAAAAUAAUCUUCAUCUACUCUUA